CUCUAUAUAUCACACAAGUUAUCACUAGACUUCCAUCAAAAAUCAAAAACUAUGUAUUUGACUUGAUCUCUUUAAUUAUCAGUUUCAUUGUCAUAAACCAUAAGAGAAGAGAUGGAGAUGAAAGAGUUGUAUGUGAGUCCAGAUGAUCAUAGCAAAAGGAGCAAUCAUGCUGAGGAAGAUGAACAUGGAUCAAAACGGGCAGCUUUAGAUAGCCUGCCCACUUUUGAUCGUUUAAGGACUGCUUUCAUGGAGUCUUAUGCUACACAAGACAUUGAAAACCAACAAGGUGAUACAAUCCUCAAACAAGUUGAUGUAAGAGACCUCGGUGUGGAUGACCACCAAAAGAUUAUCGAUAAGUUGUUUAAGGUUGUGGAAGUAGAUAAUGACAGGUUCUUGAGGGAGCUACGAGAAAGAUUCCACAGGGUUGGCAUUACUCUUCCAACAGUAGAAGUCCGUUUCAAGAAUUUAACAAUGAAAGCUAAUUGCUUUGUUGGUAACCGAUCUAUACCGACUUUGACAAACACUCUACGGAACCUUACAGACACGGUUUUUGGUUUUCUUGGUAUUGGAUUAUCAAAGAGGGGAAAGAUUACAAUUCUUGAUGAUGUUUCUGGGAUGAUCAAGCCUUCAAGGAUGACUCUUCUACUAGGUCCGCCCUCCUCUGGAAAAACGACUCUAUUGUUGGCUUUGGCAGGUCGGGCCAACCCAGGUUUAACGGUUGAAGGAAACGUGACAUACAAUGGGCAUACCCUUAAGGAAUUCGUCCCACAAAGGACGUCUUCAUAUAUCAGUCAAACUGAUGUUCAUGUAGGAGAAAUGACAGUAAAAGAAACACUAGAUUUUUCAGCUCGGUGCCAAGGAGUUGGAUCUCGAUAUGAAUUACUGAACGAGCUUGACAAGGGAGAAAAACAUGCUAACGUGUCUCCAAAACCAGAGGUUGACCUCUUCAUGAAGGCUACCGCAAUGGAAGGCGUUGAGCAUAAUCUAAUUACUGAAUACAUUAUCAAGAUACUCGGACUUGAGAUAUGUCGGGACACUGUUGUUGGAAACCAAAUGAUACGAGGAAUAUCUGGAGGACAGAAAAAACGACUAACAACCGGAGAGAUGAUUGUUGGGCCAACAAAAGUACUAUUUAUGGAUGAAAUUUCAUCGGGCCUAGACACAUCAACGACAUUUCAGAUAGUCAAGUGCUUGCAACAGAUAACACACUUUACAGAAACCACCAUUUUGAUGUCUCUCCUACAGCCUUCUCCUGAGACUUUUAAUCUAUUUGAUGAUAUAAUUCUCUUAUCACAAGGCCAAAUUGUAUAUCAAGGCCCAAGAGAGCAUAUUGUCGAGUUUUUUCAAAGCUUAGGAUUCACAUGUCCAGAAAGAAAGGGAAUUGCCGAUUUCUUACAAGAGGUAAUAUCUAAGAAGGAUCAAGAACAAUAUUGGGCCAAUAAAGGAAAACCAUACACCUACAUUUCAGUCUCUCAAUUCUCCGAGCAUUUCAAGCAAUUUCAUGUUGGGAAAACGCUACAAAACGAUCUACUCAUGCCAUAUGAAAAAUCCCGGAAUCAAAAAGGAGCUCUAGUCUUCAAAAAGUACUUAGUCCCUAAAAAAGACCUCUUUAAGGCCUCUUUCGACAAAGAAAAGUUAUUGAUUAAAAGGACUGCAGUCGUGUAUAUAGCCAAAACUCUCCAAAUUAGCUUCGUGGCAAUUAUUGGAGCAACAAUGUUCUUAAGGACGCGAAUGCAUUCUAGAAAUGAAGAAGAUGGAGCAAUUUAUGUAGGAGCUCUUUUGUUUGCAUUGAUCACGAAUAUGUUUAAUGGUUUUCCUGAGCUUCCACUCACUAUAGAGAGGCUUCCAGUGUUGUAUAAGCAUAGAGAGCUCUUUUUUCAUCCAACUUGGGCGUUUACUGUUCCUACUAUUUUACUACGUGUGCCAAUCUCAUUGGUGGAGUCUACAGUUUGGACAAUAUUGACGUAUUAUACCAUUGGAUUUGCCCCUGAAGCUAGUAGGUUUUUCAAGCACUUCUUGUUGACCUUUUUGAUUCAGCAAAUGGCUUCAGGAAUAUUCAGACUUAUUGCUGCAGUUUCUAGAACAAUGACUAUAGCGAACACUGCUGGAACUCUCAUUCUAGAAGCAACUUUCCUUUUGGGUGGUAUUGUCCUUCCUAAAGGUCGAAUUCCUGACUGGUGGCAAUGGGCGUAUUGGGUUUCACCAUUAAGCUAUGGUUUUAAUGCUUUAACUACAAAUGAAAUGUUUUCUCCAAGGUGGAUGAAUAAAUUGGGAUCUGACAAUUCUACAAAAUUGGGGGUAGUGGUUUUACAAAACUUUGGAGUAAACCCUAAUCAAAACUGGUUUUGGAUAGGAUCAGCUGCCCUUCUUGGUUUAGCUAUCCUUUUCAACAUUCUCUACACUUUAGCUCUCGCAUAUUUACCUCCUCCCGGAAAGCCACAAGCAAAUAUAGUUCAAGAAGAGAAGAUAUCUAUAUCUGUUUCGGUUGCAAAGACCUCAAGAGAAUCGGUCAUUCAUAAAAACCAAAAUAUAAAUGAAGAUUCAAGUCAUGAAGCUACGGAUGUUAUGGCUCCCAAAAGAGGAAUGGUUCUUCCAUUCGCUCCACUCUCCAUGUCUUUUGAUAACAUAAGUUAUUAUGUGGAUAUGCCCCUCGCAAUGAAAGAACAAGGUGUUACAGACAACAAGCUCCAAUUACUUAAGGAAGUAUGUGGGGCCUUUCGACCUGGAAUCCUAACAGCAUUGAUGGGAGUUAGUGGAGCAGGAAAGACAACAUUAAUGGAUGUCUUAGCAGGAAGAAAGACAGGUGGAUAUGUAGAAGGUGAUAUUAGAAUCUCGGGAUUCCCUAAAGUUCAAGAAACUUUCACUAGGAUUUCGGGAUACUGUGAACAAAAUGACAUCCAUUCACCACAAGUCACUGUCUAUGAAUCUUUGAUUUUUUCGGCUUUCCUUCGACUUCCCAAAGAUAUCAAUAAAGAAGAAAAAAUGGAGAUCAACUACAAGAACCUUUUUGUGGAUGAAGUGAUGGAACUCGUUGAAUUAGACAAUCUUAAGAACAUGAUUGUAGGGAUUCCUGGAGUUACAGGAUUAUCAACCCAACAAAGAAAACGAUUGACAAUUGCAGUAGAGCUUGUUGCUAAUCCUUCAAUCAUAUUUAUGGAUGAACCAACAACUGGACUUGAUGCAAGAGCAGCAGCAAUUGUUAUGAGAACAGUGAGAAAUACAGUGAACACGGGAAGAACCGUUGUUUGCACUAUUCAUCAGCCUGGUGUUGAUAUUUUUGAAGCUUUUGAUGAGUUAUUACUGAUGAAAACUGGAGGAGAAGUAAUUUAUGCGGGAGAGUUGGGUCUAAAAUCUGAGAAACUUGUUGAGUAUCUUGAGGGAAUUCCCGGGAUACCAAAAAUAGUAGACGAUCAAAAUCCAGCAACAUGGAUGUUGGAAGUCACCUCAUCUGCAACAGAAUCACGACUCGGGAUUGAUUUCGUUCAACACUACAAGUCAUCAAGCCUUUAUCAAAGAAAUAAUGCUCUCGUGGAAGAACUAAGCAUGCCUCCUUCAGGAGCAAAAGAACUUUUUUUCUCCACAAAAUAUUCCGAGUCCAUGUGGGGACAAUUCAAGACUUGUAUAGAAAAACAAUGGCGGAGCUAUUGGAGAACCCCUGAUUAUAAUCUUGUUAGAUUUUGCUUCACCCUUAUCACCGCACUCUUGAUCGGGUCCAUUUUUUGGAAAGUUGGUACCAAAAGGGAUAGCAGCAUUGACCUGACGAUGAUUUUUGGGGGUCUGUAUGGUGCUGUUUUGUUUGCUGGAAUUAACAAUGGAAACACGGUACUCCCGAUAGUAGCCUUUGAACGAACAAUAUUUUAUCGAGAAAGAGCUGCUGGGAUGUAUUCAUCCUUACCGUAUGCCAUGGCACAAGUAAUUGUGGAAAUACCUUACGUGUUCUUUCAAACGUCAUAUUAUACUGUUAUUGUGUAUGCUAUGGUGAGCUUCGAAUGGACAACAACUAAAUACUUAUGGUUCUUCUUCAUACACUUUUUUACUUUUCUCUACUUCACAUACCUCGGGCUGAUGACUGUUUCACUCACCCCUAAUGAUCAACUCGCAUCCAUCCUCACAUCUGCUUUCUAUUCGCUCUUUAAUCUCUUCUCGGGCUUCUUCAUCCCUAGACCGAAAAUUCCCAAGUGGUGGGUAUGGUGUUAUUGGAUUUGCCCACUAGCAUGGACUUUUCAAGGAUUGAUUGCUUCACAAUAUGGUGAUGUGGAGGACACCAUUAAAGUGGCGGGAAUGUCACAAGAUCCCACAAUCAAAGAGUAUGUGCAAAGCCAUUUUGGAUAUGAAGAUGAAUAUCUAGGACCCAUGGCUUUGGUUUUAGUUAGUUAUGCAGUGUUCUUUGCAUUCAUGUAUGCAUACUGCUUGAACAAAUUGAACUUCCAAACAAGAUAGGGAGUAAACUAAACUAAACUGAAUUUCGAAUUAUCAGUUUAUCACUAUUAAUCGUCAUUCAUUGUCGCAAAAGCAAA
This is a messenger RNA of Lactuca saligna, 4517 nucleotides long. The record is from the annotation of a GenBank genome assembly. Lineage: Eukaryota; Viridiplantae; Streptophyta; Magnoliopsida; Asterales; Asteraceae.